AUGGUAGCGGUGCAGACGUCCCCCAACUCGUCCCCGUCGGCGGAGUGGAUCUGCUGCCUGGACAAAAGGCCCUCGGAGCGCUCAGGAGAGGAUGUGGACAUCAUAUUGACCAGACUGAGAGAGGUCAAAGCCUUCCAUAGGUUCCCACCUCCGCUCUUACUGCAGAUCUGUGCCUGUGCCUUCUACGAAUGCCUAGAGAAAGGCAUCACUUUGUUUCGACAGGGAGACAUAGGCACCAGCUGGUACGCUGUCCUGUCUGGCUCCCUGGACGUCAAAGUGUCAGAAACCGCCAACCACCAGGAUGCAGUCACUAUCUGUACGCUGGGGAUCGGGACAGCGUUCGGGGAGUCCAUCCUGGACAACACACCACGCCACGCUACCAUCGUCAGCAGGGAGACCAGCGAGCUGCUCCGUAUCGAGCAGAGGGAGUUCAAGAGUCUCUGGGAGAAGUAUCGUCAGAGCUUGGCUGGACUGUUGGCCCCUCCUUAUGGAGCUAUGGAGAGUGGAUCCAACAAUGACAGACUCGCAGACAAAGACAACAUGAACUCAGACUCUGCAAACAAAGCUCACAACAAGAUUCCUUCAGAGAAGCUGCAGAGAGCCGGGAAGGUCCUGCGCAAUGCCAUCCUGUCCAGAGCCCCGCACAUGAUCCGAGACAGGAAGUACCAUCUCAAGACAUACAGACAAUGCUGCGUAGGCACAGAGCUGGUGGACUGGCUGGUGCUGCAGAGUGCCUGUGUUCUCACACGGUCCCAUGCUGUAGGGAUGUGGCAGGCGCUACUAGAAGAAGGGGUGCUCAACCAUGUGGACCAGGAGCUGGGUUUCCAGGACAAGUACCUGUUCUACCGUUUUCUUGACGACGAGGAGGAGGACACGCCGUUGCCCAGCGAGGAGGAGAAGAGGGAGAGUGAGGAAGAGCUGCCAGAGACCAUCCUCUUCCUCGCUCAGAUCGGCCCAGACGCACUGCUGCGCAUGAUCCUCAGGAAAUCGCCUGGUCAGAGGACAGGGGAUGACCUAGAGAUCAUCUAUGAUGAGCUGCUUCACAUCAAGGCCUUAGCUCACCUCUCCAACACCGUGAAGAGGGAACUGGCGAGCGUUGUGAUCUUCGAGUCGCAUGCGAAAGCUGGAACAGUGUUGUUCAACCAAGGAGAGGAGGGCACAUCAUGGUACAUCAUCCAGAAGGGCUCUGUCAACGUGGUUAUCUACGGCAAGGGUGUGGUGUGUACGCUCCACGAGGGUGAUGACUUUGGGAAGCUGGCCCUGGUUACAGACUCACCUCGUGCUGCCUCCAUCGUCCUGAGAGAGGACAACUGCCACUUCCUCCGUGUGGACAAGGAAGACUUCAACAGGAUACUCAGGGAUGUGGAAGCCAACACGGUGCGCUUGAAAGAGCAUGAACAACCUGUGCUGGUGUUAGAAAAGAGUCCCCGCGCCUCCACCCUGGGAAGCAUCAAGUACACUGUGAUAUCAGGAACACCGGAGAAGAUUCUUGAGCACUUCCUGGAGACGAUGAGAAUGGACAUACAUCACAAUGAACCAGACCCAGCUGUGGAUGAUUUUGUCCUCAUGCACUGCGUCUUCAUACCCAACAGCCAGCUGUGCCCUCUACUCAUGGCACACUACCAUGCGCCAUCUCCGCCUGGCCCCGAACAAGAGAAGUUGGAGUACGCGCUCAACAGUAAGAGGAGGGCCGUCAUUCUGGCCCUGCGCUGGGCUAACACACUCACAUACAUGCUACAGGAGGAGCCUGCUGCAAUCUCCUUCCUCGAGGAGUUGUAUGGGAGCUUAUCAAAUGACUCUCGGACGCUGAGAGCUUUGAAAGACUUGGUUCCUGACCUGGAGAAAGUUGUCAAAUUACAUUCAGAAGAAGCCAAAUCCACAAAAAAAAAAACCCUAAUAAGACAGUUCAGCAACGGAGAGGAAAGGCUGCAGAAGAAACAGCCCAUCAGGAAUCAAGAUGACAUCCUGUUGAAGGUGUACUGCGGCGAUCACACAUACACGACUAUCCGGGUUGCCGUGGUAGCGACGGGAAGAGAAGUGAUCAGCGCUGUGGCCGACAAACUUGGCACCACCGAUGAGCUCCUGUUGGUCCACCUCAGCUCUGCUGGUGAAAAACUAAUCGUGAAGCCGAACGACGUGUCAGUGUUUUCCGUCCUGAGCAUCAACGGCAGAUUAUUUGCUUGUCCUCGAGACCAGCUCAACAGUCUGACCCCUCUUCCAGACCAGGAGGGUCCCUCUGCAGGCUCCAUGUCAACUUUUGAGCUGAUGAGCUCUAAGGACCUGGCUUACCAAAUGACCAUGUUUGACUGGGAGCUCUUCAGCUGCGUGCAUGAGCAUGAGCUGCUCUACCACACGUUUGGCCGGCAGAGCUUCAGGAGAACCACGGCCAAUCUGGAUCUGUUCCUGCGCAGGUUCAACCAGGUUCAGCUGUGGGUGGUCACUGAGGUCUGCCUCUGCGGACAGCUCAGCAAGAGAGUCCAGCUCCUCAAGAAAUUCAUCAAGAUAGCUGCACACUGUCGGGAGUUUAAGAACCUGAAUUCGUUCUUUGCCAUCAUCAUGGGGAUGAGCAACCCUGCUGUCAGCAGACUGAGCCAGACGUGGGAGAAACUGCCCACCAAGUUUAAGAAGUUCUAUGCUGAGUUUGAGAGUAUGAUGGACCCGUCAAGAAACCACCGGUCCUACCGACUCACCGUCACCAAACUGGAACCCCCAAUCAUCCCCUUCAUGCCCCUCCUUCUCAAAGAUAUGACAUUUACACAUGAGGGCAACAAGACCUUCAUUGACAGUAUGGUCAAUUUUGAGAAAAUGCGUAUUAUAGCUAACACAAUUCGCCAAGUGAGGCAUUGUAGAAGCCAACCCUUCAACCCCGACAUAUGCCAACCCAACAAAAAUCAAGCGGAGGUACGGGCUUACGUUAGGAAGCUCUGUGUGGUCGACAACCAGAGGGCGCUGACGCAGCUCUCCUACAGGAUGGAGCCUCGGCGGACAUGA
Molecule: messenger RNA, 2991 nt
Organism: Chelmon rostratus (copperband butterflyfish)
Lineage: Eukaryota; Metazoa; Chordata; Actinopteri; Chaetodontiformes; Chaetodontidae
Product: rap guanine nucleotide exchange factor 4-like
Exons: 30
Coding region: 1-2991 (996 amino acids)
Biological process (GO): Ras protein signal transduction; positive regulation of GTPase activity
Cellular component (GO): plasma membrane
Molecular function (GO): guanyl-nucleotide exchange factor activity
Source: RefSeq, a predicted model, not a curated record